AUGGCAGCUUCGAAUCUGAAAGUGAAACUUCUGGUGGACAAGAAGAACCAGAAAGUUCUGUUUGCAGAGGCAGAGAAGGAAGUUGUGGACUUCCUCUUUAACCUCUUGGCCUUGCCUGUAGGAACUGUUGUGAAGCUCAUCCUCACCAAGGACAGCAUGGUAGGCUCUUUGGGAAAUCUCUACAAAAGCGUAGAGAACCUAAGUGAAGCCUACCUAGAAUCAAACCAAAGCAAGCUUUCCCUAUUAGAACCCAAACUCUCUGCUUCUGUUUCCCAAAUGCCUCUCCUUUUGUCCAAUCCAACCGCACCUACUACUCCUGAUAAAGGCGGCACUGUAUAUUUCUACAGGUGCCCCUACAGUUGUAAUAAUUACAAUUACGUAACCAGUGACCGUGGUACUAGCUGCCCUAGUUGCCGAAAUCAGAUGUCAACCAAGAUGACUUAUGUUGCUGGCGCAGGAACAGCAGAGGAGCAAAUACGCGGAGAUGGUGGAGGAGCAGGAAGAGGAGGGUAUGUGAAGGGAUUGGUGACUUAUAUGAUAAUGGAUGAUUUGUCUGUGACACCCCUAUCUACCAUAUCUGGUAUCACUGUCAUGAGCAACUUUAAUGUCAUAGAAGUGGGUUCUCUUGAAGAAAAGGUAUUUGAUUUGGAUAUGGACUUGGGUCUGGCAAUUUUAAAAGCUUCUUUGCAAUCAAAGACGGUUCUUACAGAUGUCUUUCUUGGGAAGAAGCUGAAACAGGGGUCUGGCAAGAAGGAGAUCGAUAUCUCUGCUAAAUGA
Messenger RNA from Telopea speciosissima, 777 nucleotides. RefSeq lists its product as uncharacterized. The coding region runs from base 1 to 777 and encodes 258 amino acids. NCBI's taxonomy places the organism in Eukaryota, Viridiplantae, Streptophyta, Magnoliopsida, Proteales, Proteaceae. The record is from RefSeq and is a predicted model, not a curated record. The transcript has 2 exons.